Nelumbo nucifera (sacred lotus) is the source of this 1043-nucleotide messenger RNA. RefSeq names its product NADP-specific glutamate dehydrogenase. The record is from RefSeq and is a predicted model, not a curated record. Lineage: Eukaryota; Viridiplantae; Streptophyta; Magnoliopsida; Proteales; Nelumbonaceae.
CAUUUCGACUUAAAUAUAACCCCUUCAAAUUCUUAUUGUGAUGGAACCCAACAAAAUACAGAUUCAUAUCUGACCAAAAAUAUCAGAGAAGAACAUAAGAUGUGCAGGUCGAGCGACGCAUUCUUCUAUCGGAGCGAAAGAGAUUUCUUGAAGAUCAGAGCGUUUUACCUUCGAUUAUCAAUCUCUAAUGCUCAAACGCCCCUUCCCGAAUCACUCACCCUUCUAUAUCUCCCUCGCAUCGACGGAAGCUCUCUCGAGAUCAACGACUCCAAGAUCCGACCUGAUGCGGCAGCAUUCGUCUCCCUCCACCGACUCAUAUCCACGGACGGAAGCAAGAACGGCCAUAUUGAGGAAGCCGUAUUCGCGAGCAGAGAACGAGUUCGAGUGAGCCAAGGGAUCCAAUUCGAAGUGUACAUGAGGGAGGACAAAGUGCUGAUGGGAAUCUUCAGGAAGUAUGAUGAGGGGGAAUGGAAAAUGGAGUGCAAGUGCGUGAUGGAAUGCGAGUGCGUCGGGUUCCAGGUGUCGGAGGCCGAGGUCUGUGUUGCGUUGGAUGGACAGGUGGCCAUGAAUGAGAAGGUGAAGAUGGGGGUGCGGAGUAAGAAGAAGGCCAGAGGGUUCCGAGGGUUAGAGGAGAUACCAGAAGAGAGAGAGGUGAUGGACGGUUACUGUUAUCGUGGUUGCUUCUGCGAGUACGAGGAGGAGCAGCAACAGCCGGAGACGGAAUCGUCCGGUGAACACCACAAUGAAGAGGAUGGUAGCGAGGAAGAGAUGGAGAUGGAAUUGGGGGGAGUGAGAUGGGCCGUUGAUUUAGGGAUUUGGGUCAUGUGUUUGGGAGUAGGGUACCUGGUUUCCAAGGCCUCGUCCAGAAGUUUAUUAAAUUUAAGGCGUGGAAGGAUUUUAUGAGAUUUUUCACUCUUUUUUUUCCCUGAUUGGGUCAUGUAUACAGUUUUUCAGCAAACAAAAGAGUGUAAAUAGUAGAAUUUGAUCAUCUGGUCAUCUGGUGUUAAUUGAUAUAUUAUAUGGCAUGGCACCCAAUUUCGACA